This is a messenger RNA of Cladophialophora psammophila CBS 110553, 951 nucleotides long. RefSeq lists its product as uncharacterized. The transcript has 6 exons. Gene Ontology annotation, molecular function: arylformamidase activity. The record is from RefSeq and is a predicted model, not a curated record. Lineage: Eukaryota; Fungi; Ascomycota; Eurotiomycetes; Chaetothyriales; Herpotrichiellaceae. The coding region runs from base 1 to 951 and encodes 316 amino acids.
AUGUCGAUCCCGAAAUCCUUUCCAACCUUUGAGGAAAUCGAAAACAAUAGUCCGCGGUACUCAGCAUGGGGAAUUUGGGAGAAUCCUCAGUUGGGGGCUCUCAACUACCUUUCGGACAGUGUGGUUCUAAAAACCGCAAAGCAGGAAAUUCAGACUGGCACCCGAGUCGGAUUGAACUUGCCUCUUGAUUUUGUCGACCCCCCGCUGCUUGGCCGCCGAGGUUUUGAGCGCCAUAUUAUUAACAAGGCACCGCGGGUGAUAAAUGAUGACGUUAUUACAUUCAACACACAAGGGAGUAGCCAGUGGGACAGCUUUCGCCACUUUGCCUACCAAGAUGAGGCCAAGUUCUACAACAAUGUAACCCAAAGCGAUAUACACGAUGAUCCCAACAGUGGGGUCAAUGGCAUGGAAGCGUGGUCGGCCUCAGGAAUUGCCGGGAGAGGCGUCUUGAUCGAUUACUACGCUUGGGCUCGGCAAAAGGGUAUCCACUAUGAUCCGUUGAAGACUCAUGCGAUCAGGUUGAGUGAAAUCAAAGAAAUCAUAAAAGAAUCCAACAUCGAGCUCCACAGGGGCGAUAUUUUUAUGCUUCGGACCGGAUUCGUUGAUGCAUAUUCCACGCUGGACAAGAGUACUAGAGAGAGCUACUGUUCAAGUCACGCUUUUCCCGGGCUGGAGCAAUCUCGUGAGGUGGUGAGGUGGUUGUGGGAGCAACAGUUUGCCGCCGUCGCGGCAGAUAGUCCUGCAUUCGAAUCCAGCGCGGAUCCAGAGUUCGGUAUGUUACAUCCAAUCCUCCUUUCGGGCUGGGGGACGACGAUUGGAGAGCUGUUUGAUUUGCGAGGUCUGUCAAAGGAGUGUGAAAGGCUGGGUCGAUGGUCCUUUUUUCUGGCUUCUUCUCCGCUGGUAUAUACGGGUGUCGUAGCGUCGCCACCCAACAUCAUGGCAAUCUUGUAG